GGCCUUGGCUCAUGGUGCCUGGGCCCGGGGGCACCUCCUGGUCACAGGCCCCCGCCACCCACCGCUGGUUCCUCCACUGCUGUAUCCAGCCGCAGCCGCCACCGCCGCCGGCCCUGCUCGGCCGCCAUCGCUGUUAGGCGGCUGCCUGAGAUGGCUCCUCCUCCGCCUGUCAAAUCUCGCGAUAGCUGCCGCAAAACUGCGGAUCGGUGACCGCUCCACCAAAUCUCGCGAAAAAUUGUUUUCUCUCCGGGAAGUUAGUCAAACUUACUCUGGGCAGCAUGGCUUCUGCUGGACUACUCUGAAGUCCUUAAGGGACACUUUAUUGCCUAAGAUGUCAGAGAAACCGGCGUACUAGAGCAGACUUAUCGUCCUACCACUUAGGGAGCCUAAGCAGCCUGCGGCAAGUUCCCAGCCCGGCUACCUAGCGAGAUCCUGUUCAAAAAAAUAGAUAAAUUUAAAAAGAGCGCCUUGGCGAGGUGACUCAGCGGAUAAAGGCGCUUGCGGCCAACCUGAGCUCGACCCCUGGAACCCACGUGGUGUAAGGUGAAUCCACUCGGGCACACGCGCGCUCCAUGGCGUGCCCCACCCCUAGAUAAAAUGAGAUUUUUUUUAAAAAAAAAUUAGUUUCGAGGGAAGAAAAGAGGAUGUAGAGUGCUCAGCUCUAAAUGGGACAACUGGAGGCUGGAGAAGUGGCUCGUAGGACCCAGCCAUGACAAGCUGGGUAGGCCUGAGUCUCAAACCUAAGGCAAUACCUGGUUCCGAGAAACACCACAAAAUGAGACCACCCAGGGACCACCCAGGAACAGACCAUCCAAAGGAAAUUCCUAACGUUCCAACCCUUGUAGAUAGGAUCACCUGCCAGCACACACCCAUAGCUUUUCACCAGGACACCCCUAGACAAAUAUCAGCCAAUCAGGGGUCCUGAACCUUAGAGAUCCCUCACCCUUACCUGUGCUACUAUAAAAGCCCAACCCUAACUGAGCUGGGGGCUCUCCCGUCAUUCCAAAUACGUUGGACACACAGAAAGUCCGAGUUUGCAAAUUUGUGUAAGAUUAAAGGCUCUUAGCCGGGCGGUGGCUCUUUGCUUUUACAUACAGGACUCGGUCUCCUAUUUGGUUUUGGAGGAUUCCGUGAUCUGGGCCUAACAGGCUCAGUGGUUAAGAGCACUAGCUGCUCUUCCAGAGAACCCGCAUCCAAUUCUCAGCACCCACAUGAGCUCACAACCUUUUGUAACUCCAGUUCCAGGAGAUCCGACACCCUCAUGCAGACAGACAUACAUGCAGGCAAAACACCAAUGCCAAUGCGUGUCAAAUAAAAACUAAUUGGUUAGGGCAGCUACCCCCAAGACACAGAAAUCAUGGAGGAAGAGGAGCAGUGAAAAGAUUUUAAGAGCCUGAGGUAGCAGAGCUCUGCAUCUAUUCUACAGUAUUUCCCAGACACGACAGAAUGGUUGCACACAGGAACUUAGCAUCCAUGACUGCAGGAGUCAAGUCAGCCAAGAUCCCAGCAUGGGUGUAGGGAGGAGCACUGGAAGUUGAUGGCUGCCGGGGGAGGAACAGUGGCUGUUUGUUUAAGUAUUCCUACCAGAGACACUAGAUCCAUUUAUUCCGUGUGUACAUGUGUGAUGGCAUGUGUUCCACCACGGCACAUCUGUGGUUGACAGAGAACUUGGGGAAGUGCUCCUGGCUCUGGCCUGCAAGUCUUCCUUCUGUCUCUGAAACAGCCUGAAGUCUUUUCCAUCUGUCGGGCUUUGGCUUGCUGUUCCUCUACAGGGAUCAGUCAGAAACCUGAACGCCCACUGGGUUGCAACUUUUGAAGAUUUAUUAUGUAUAGUGUUCUGGAAUGCAUGCAUGCACGCUAGAAGAGGGCACCAGCACCAGAUCUCAUUACAGAUGGUUGUGAGCCACCAUGUGGUUGCUGGGAAAUUAACUUGGGACUCUGGAAAAGCAGCCAGUGCUCCUAACCUCUGAGCCAUCUCUCCAGCCCCUAACUGUCACUUUAAAGAAGCUUUCCCUUCUGAAAUUCUCUUACUGAUUCAGUGUGAUUUUGUGUUGUGUUUCUCUGUAGCUUUGGAGCCUGUCCUGGAACUCUCUCUGUAGACCAGGCUGGCCUUGAACUCACAGAGAUGCUCCUGUGUCUGCCUCCCCAGUGUUGGGAUUAAAGGUGUGUGCAGCCUUCACCCAGCUGAAUAGCACAUUAUUAAUAACAGAUACUCAAUAAACAUUUACAGAAUGAACAAAUUUGCAAAUGUCAUCUUUUUCCCGACUUCCUCUAAGUACCGUUUGGCAUAUAAACCCACGUUUUCCCUGAUGCUUUCCUGACCUGGAAGCUCUUACACAUCCAGAACACCUGAAGUCCACGCCUCAGUGUCCAGCUGCACCCUUACUUUGGAAAAGGAUGCCGUCCUCCUGUAGAGCUCUGUCAGCUGGCAGGUUCUGUAGGGCAGGGCCUGCGCCUUUAAUAUGAGCCCCACCUGCUCUGGUCAGACAGGUUUGGAGACACAGGUAAGGGGAGGGAGACUGGGAAAUACUUGCUGAGCCAGGUAGGAGCCAGGCAGUUCCUUUCUGGGGAUCCUCGCCUCUCCCUCUCCGUGGAUGGAAAAGUCCCGUGAGGCCGGCUGCCCUGGUGCGAUCCAGUUUGAGGAACUGUCCUGGGGCCAGAAGACAAGGUAUUUUCACAGAACUUACCCCACUCCCUUUAGGAUGAUAUCACCUUGGGGUCGACCUCAGAACUGAAGCCUCACGAUGACAGAACCGGAGACACUGGCCCUGCUGGAAAUGAAGGCACCUGAGGCUCCAGAGAAGCGCUUACCACAGGCUUUAGCCCCCACUGACCGGCAGCUAGAGGGAGAAGAUGGGACUGAGUCCCCUGGAGCUGAGUCUCUCAGACUGGGGUCUUCAGUUGGUUUCCCUACAGUCAGAGAGGGGCCUGAGGAUGGUCCAGACAGUACUAUCAGUGAAGCUGCGACUUUGCCUUGGGGAACUGACCCCCAGUACAGCGUCCCACUUCCGGAUCCCCCAGGCUGGCGAGAUAUUGAACCAGAGCCCUUAGAGUUGGAACCACUCACUAAGUCGGAGGAACCACUCACUAAGUUGGAGGAGCCACUCAAGGAUGAUGCCAGCUUGCUCCCUGAGAAGUCAGUUAGGGCCUUCGUGCCCAUUGAUUUACAGUGCAUUGAGCGGAGGCCGCAGGAGGAGUGCAUUGUGCAUCGUAAGGCUGGACAGGCUGAGCAUAGGAAUUUCCUGCCAACCCGACUCAGCCACCAUGAGCUUCCAGAGCGCAAAUGGGCUGAGGUAGUUGUGAGACCCCCUGGCCGGUCUUGUGGGGGCUGCGGGAGCUGUGGAGGCCGCGAAGCGCUGAGGGCUGUAGCCUCGGUGGCUGCUGCUCUCAUCUUCUUCCCCUGCCUGCUGUAUGGAGCAUACGCCUUCCUGCCCUUCGAUGCUCCGAGACUGCCCACCAUGAGUUCCCGCUUGAUCUACACCCUACGCUGUGGGGUCUUUGCCACCUUCCCUAUCAUUCUAGGGAUCCUUGUGUACGGCCUGAGCCUGCUGUGCUUCUCCGCCCUCCGGCCCUUUGGAGAGCCGCGACGGGAAGUAGAGAUCCACCGGCAGUACGUGGCCCAGUCCGUGCAACUCUUCAUCCUCUACUUCUUUAACCUGGCCGUCCUUUCCACCUAUCUGCCCCAGGACACCCUCAAGCUGCUGCCUCUGCUCACUGGUUUGUUUGCAGUAUCUCGGCUGAUUUACUGGCUGACCUUUGCUGUCGGCCGCUCCUUCCGAGGCUUUGGCUACGGGCUGACUUUCCUGCCGCUGUUGGCCAUGCUGAUGUGGAACCUCUACUACAUGUUCAUGGUGGAGCCGGAGCGCAUGCUCACUGCCUCCGAGAGCCGCUUGGACUAUCCGGACCACGUUCGAUCUCUCUCCGACUACAGGCCACGCUCCUGGGGCUGAACUGCCCUAGGGCCGUGCAGGGGACUUUCAGCACUUCCCUGAAACAGUUGCAGGCCUGGCCUUUGCCCAGGUCAUAGACCUUAGAUGGAAGGUACCUUGUUAUUUAGGGGCCCCAUCCAAAGGAGCCUAGACACCCCAUUUCUCUUCUAGUUGUGCUGUACCCCUGGAGUGCGAGAGCCUAAGGCAGACUGGAGAAGUAUACUUCCUUUUUGUGCAGCCCUCCACCGUGCCAAACGAAGGCUAACGUCCCAGCUUCCUGUGGACCAGAGAUGUAGAACCAUAGGCCAACCUGAACUGUCUGCCUAAGCCCAAGGGUAGAGGUUGGUAUCUCAUCAGAUAAGGACUUCAACAUCUUUGACAUGAGGUGAAAACCUUCCUAAGGGGCCUGGCUUCAAGACUUUCGCCUUGGUCAAGUUGUGACCUUCCCCCUCCCAGCCUACAUGGGUUCCUAUAACCUUCCACUUUGCAAACUUCCAAGAAGUACUAAGGCUUAAAAAAAAGGUGUGUGUGUGGUGGGGGUUGGGGUGGCAGAGAGAUGAAACCUUCAAAAGAACUGUGUAUGGAUCCCCAUGUAGUGGCUGGGAUGGCAAUGACUGUAUUGUAUGUGUGAGUAUGUAAUAAAUCAUGGCCUGCC
Arvicola amphibius (Eurasian water vole) is the source of this 4584-nucleotide messenger RNA. RefSeq names its product transmembrane protein 79 (gene Tmem79). The record is from RefSeq and is a predicted model, not a curated record. Lineage: Eukaryota; Metazoa; Chordata; Mammalia; Rodentia; Cricetidae. Gene Ontology annotation, biological process: regulated exocytosis. Gene Ontology annotation, cellular component: trans-Golgi network membrane; lysosomal membrane. The transcript is spliced from 4 exons. Bases 2745 to 3950 code for a protein of 401 amino acids.